GUUGGAUUAUUUGCUUUAAAUUAUUUUUUCACGUCAACUGUUACUUGUCAUUCGUGGAUUUUCCCUCCAAAACCUGCCGCCAUGUCCAAAGCAGCCUCGACCGCUGCCCACGCCGACGACAAUGAAAGCGAUGUCGAAGAGACAGCACAGGAGCGCGUGAUUGCGGAGGAGUACAAGAUCUGGAAGAAGAACACGCCUUUCCUGUAUGACCUCGUCAUGACGCACGCGCUGGACUGGCCCGCAUUGACUGUCCAGUGGUUGCCCAACGUGCACACACACAGUGGUAACGACUACUCGAGCCACAAACUGCUCCUAGGGACACACACGGACAACGAGUCGCAGAACUACCUCAUGGUCGCGGAGGUGCGCUUGCCGUUGGAAGACACUGAGAUCGACGCGCGCAAUUACGACGACGACUCGUCCGAACUGGGUGGGUUUGGCGGUGCGUCUGGGAAAGUUGAGGUCCAAAUCAAGAUCAACCACGCUGGUGAAGUGAACCGGGCGAGGUACAUGCCUCAGAACGACUUGAUCGUCGCGACCAAGACCGUGUCGUCGGACGUGUACAUUUUCGACAUCUCCAAGCACCCGUCGACGCCCGCCGAGGGCUCGGGGUGCAAUCCGGACUUCCGAUGCAUCGGACACACCAAGGAAGGGUACGGGCUGUGUUGGGACCCCCACCAAACCCAUCACUUGAUCAGCGGGUCCGACGACGGCAUCGUGUGCGAAUGGGAUUUGGCGAACGCUGGCAAGCAAGUGCACCCGCUCAACAAGUACACGGGACACACGGACGUCAUUGGCGACGUGGCGUGGCACAUGCAUCACCAAAAGCUGUUUGGGUCUGUCGGCGACGACAAGAAGCUCUUGAUCUGGGACAUGCGUCUGAAGAGCUUUGACAAGCCGCUGACGUCAGUUAACGCCCAUGACGCCCCUGUGAACAGCUUGUCGUUUAGUCCGUUCAGCGAGUACCUCUUGGCCACGGGAUCGUCCGACAAGACGGUCAACUUGUGGGAUAUGCGAAACCUCAGCUCCAAGCUGCACACGUUUGCCGGACACAGCGAAGAAGUGUACCAAGUGGAGUGGUCCCCGCACAAUGAGACCAUCUUGGGGUCGUGCUCGCAGGACCGCCGCUUGCACGUGUGGGACUUGAGCAAGAUUGGCGAAGAGCAGAGCGCAGAGGAUGCCGAGGACGGUCCCCCCGAGCUCCUGGUACGGUCACCCUUUCUCUUGACAUGUUCAACAUGCGCGGAGAAUCAUCGAGUCGUGUGUAGUUUAUUCAUGGAGGACACACGGCCAAGAUUUCCGACUUUUCGUGGAACCCGAACGAUCCGUGGGUCGUCGCGUCCGUGUCGGAAGACAACAUCCUCCAGAUCUGGCAAAUGGCCGAGAACAUUUACAACGAGGAACAAGAUGACGACGACGUUGCGGACGACGCACUAGAGUAGAUAACUAAGGGAGCAUUCGGCAUGUACAUA
Aphanomyces astaci is the source of this 1472-nucleotide messenger RNA. Its product is annotated as histone-binding protein RBBP4. Gene Ontology annotation, biological process: regulation of gene expression. Lineage: Eukaryota; Oomycota; Saprolegniomycetes; Saprolegniales; Verrucalvaceae. The record is from RefSeq and is a predicted model, not a curated record. Gene Ontology annotation, cellular component: nucleus. Gene Ontology annotation, molecular function: histone binding. The transcript is spliced from 3 exons. Bases 82 to 1437 code for a protein of 451 amino acids.